AUGUCGCUCGGACAACAUCAGCUCGAGGCUGAUACCGGGUCGCCCAUGCGGCCCGGGUCGUCCUGGACCGCCAACUCAUUCUUUGCCGACUCCGCUAUCAGCGUGAGGACGAGAACUCCGGGGCCACUCGAGAAGGAGACGAACCCCUUCGACACGUACGCAGCGACCGAACAGCCUGGCCUUGCAGACCGUCUCGAAGGACUCGUUGCUGAGAUAUGGGCCUCCGAACAGGACUGCGCCAUCCGCGGAAACAAGAGGAGGAGGCUUGAAAGAGCCAUGGACGAGAUUGAGGCCGCUCUGGAGGACGAAGAGUCAUAUUUGGAGCCCAAUCGAAGCGAUCCUGGUACAACCGAUCCUGAAACAGCCGAACCUGAACAAUCGCCGACAACUCCCGCGAUGCCCACCGCCAGUGAUGAAGAGCUUGAGCGAAUUCGAACUAACUUGGCGUCCACAGUGGAGGCGAUGCGUUUAAGGCAACAAGAGCAACGACAUUUGCACCAGUUGGCGAUCGAAAAGCUCGAGGCGGUGGCGCAGCGAUGUUUACAGCAAGAGAGGGCCUUGCGCGAAUUUUCGGAGGAGAUCGCAUACCUGAGGGAACAAAAUCGGCAUCUGGACCAGGAACUUGAGACGGCCACUAAUCGACUCAACCAAAGUCAAUUGGAAUCUGCCCGGAAAGACCUAGCAAUCAAUGCGAUGUCGAGUGCGGUCGCCGGUUUGGAAGGCUGGAUUAACAAUUCUUCAACGCCAAAUCGCACACCACGAAGAAUUGUGACAAGGGGCCGGGGAAGAUUUCGUGGUCGAUACUAUGCCGAGGAACAAAUGGAUGUACCGGCAUGGUCUGGCGGUUCGGAUGCGAGGUUGCACGAUGGCGUCACGGCCUGGGUUCGCGGAUUCAGAGAUGUCGAGGAAGAACUGAAAUCUUCGCAAGGCAACUUGAAGGCUCGUCUAGAGGAGGGAAAAAUCCGUCUGGAUGACGGAGGGGAUGAUUGGGGCGAGUUCGAGAGUGCCUCUGGAGUAUGA
Messenger RNA from Exophiala dermatitidis NIH/UT8656, 1020 nucleotides. RefSeq lists its product as uncharacterized. Bases 1 to 1020 code for a protein of 339 amino acids. Lineage: Eukaryota; Fungi; Ascomycota; Eurotiomycetes; Chaetothyriales; Herpotrichiellaceae. The transcript has a single exon. The record is from RefSeq and is a predicted model, not a curated record.